Molecule: messenger RNA, 875 nt
Organism: Rosa rugosa (rugosa rose)
Lineage: Eukaryota; Viridiplantae; Streptophyta; Magnoliopsida; Rosales; Rosaceae
Product: germin-like protein subfamily 3 member 2
Exons: 1
Coding region: 74-724 (216 amino acids)
Cellular component (GO): cell wall
Molecular function (GO): manganese ion binding
Source: RefSeq, a predicted model, not a curated record
AUUCAGUUCUAUAAAGCCUCAGCUUAGACCCUAUGCUUCUUAUCUCAUAGAGAGCUUUGUCUAUGCCACGAAAAUGUCUUCUACUCUUACCCUAUUGUUUGUUAAUUUCAUCCUCCUAUGUGCCACAACAUUAGCUUCCGAUCCCGACCCAAUUCAAGACUAUUGCUUACCGAAUCUGAAAUCCGGUGCAUCAAGAACAGCCCACCUCACCAUCAUCCCAUGCAAGAACUCGUCUGAGGCCACCACCGAUGACUUCGUCUUCUCCGGAAUGAAGGUACCCGGGAACUUCACCGACACGGGCCUCGCGGCCAUCUCGGUGAACCCGACAAUCUUUCCAGGGAUCAACACACUAGGGAUGUCAUUUGUAAGAGCUGAUCUCAAGGUGGGUGGAAUCAAUCCACCACAUUUCCACCCAAGAGCCACAGAAAUAGCAUAUAUAGUGCAAGGGAGUGUUUAUUCUGGGUUUGUUGAUUCUACAAAUAGGGUUUUCGCUAGGGUAGUUGAGCAAGGAGAGGUCAUGGUGUUCCCCAGGGGUCUAGUUCACUUUUUAAUGAAUGUCGGCAAGAAGCCAGCUACAGUAUUUGGAAGCUUCAAUAGCCAAAAUCCAGGAAUGCAAAAGAUCCCAGCGGCUAUUUUUGGGUCUGGUAUAAAUGAUAAGCUCUUGGAGAAGGCAUUUGGAUUAAGUCCUAAGCAGAUUGCUCUGAUGAGAAGAAGAUUUGGGUGAGGUAAGAAGUGCCCUAUGGUAGGGCACUUUGGUCAGUUGAAUUGCAUUAUAAGUUGGUUUUGCCCCAUGAUUAAAGUACUUUUAUUUAAUGUACCUUGUAUUGAUAAUGUAGAGGAAAUCAAGAAAUUAAUUGAUGAUUUGAAUGCAGGAA